GCGUUUAACAUGAUACAGCGUCGGAAGCUCCUUCUCCAUACUAGCUUCAGGGUGAAGAAAAAGAAUUUUCCUCAAGUUGCCAACAAGUUUGCUACUGUAUCUGCUGCAGCUGUCGCGGCCAUUGCUGAACGUGUUUCAAAUGGUGACUUUAAGACCGCGAACACGCCUGAAGAACGUAGAGUGUUGACAUUGAUGAAAGAGGUAAAUGCAGUAGCUACAGGCAUUCCUGGUUCAAGUAUGGCACGCGUUGCUAAAAGAAAUGAAGUAAAGGGUCUUAUGAUGGACAAAGGACUGGUGAGUUUUUACAUUACUAUUAACCCUGCUGACAUAUAUAACCCUGUCGUUAAA
This is a messenger RNA of Desarmillaria tabescens, 348 nucleotides long. RefSeq lists its product as uncharacterized. The transcript has a single exon. NCBI's taxonomy places the organism in Eukaryota, Fungi, Basidiomycota, Agaricomycetes, Agaricales, Physalacriaceae. The annotation marks the transcript as partial. The record is from RefSeq and is a predicted model, not a curated record.